This is a messenger RNA of Juglans regia (Persian walnut), 1781 nucleotides long. RefSeq lists its product as uncharacterized. The transcript is spliced from 12 exons. NCBI's taxonomy places the organism in Eukaryota, Viridiplantae, Streptophyta, Magnoliopsida, Fagales, Juglandaceae. The coding region runs from base 221 to 1438 and encodes 405 amino acids. The record is from RefSeq and is a predicted model, not a curated record.
CCUCUGGCUCUGUCGCAUACAGUUGUUUCCCAAAAACAAAAUUUACUGCCACGUUGUAUCGGCGAGUAGUAGUAUCGAACAUUGUUCUCGCCCCAGCUAGAGCUAGUCCAAACGUUUUCCGGCAUAAACCCUAAAUCAUGGUCUGAUUUGACUAAGAAUUUAGUUUAAUUCCACUCAAUUUACACCACGAGUGACACUCGGGCAUCUAAACAUUUGAAAUAUGUUCGGAGAUGGAGGAGAGAUGCCUUCCAGGUACGAAUUGUUGAGCAUGGUGAAGAAGCACUCGAACUCGUUAGGGAGAACCGUAGCGGACGAGCUGCCUAAAGAUGAUGCUUCCGAAGACGUCGAAUUUAAUCCGCGCUUUUGGCAUGAUGUCUUCGACUUAUACUUUGUUCUAGGCAAGGAGUCCAGGGGACGCCAGGACGACGAUCUUCUAUUUUUCGUCAGAAAAUUGAGUUCGCAAGGAUAUGGUGUCAUGGAAGCUGUUGCUCCUUACUUUGUACGUAGGUGGGCGGCUAAGUUGGAUAUGGUAGUCGGAGAAAGUUCUGUUGAUGUGGAUUGGAGGCGCUCAUUUUACUUGAACUUGAUUGCUCACACUUCAUUCACUGUGACAGUAGCAAUUUGUAGUCAUCAGGACCUUCAGAAUCGUCAAGCUGGGCAAGACAAACCAUUGCUGCCUAUAUAUAAGGUCGUAAAAACUGUUUAUGCAUCUCCAAGUCGUGUCAACUUUCAUUUGGAUUCCAAAAAGGAAGUGGAGACAACACCUGCCUAUCCAGAUAUCUGUUUUGCAGUGGAUGACUUUGAUUCUACUUUUGAUGCAAUGGUCUUGACAGAGACAGACCACUGCUUUUGUGUACUCCUCAAUGCUAAUGAUGGGGCAGCAUUUCCUAGUAAUGAUGCAAAUCAUGCGGCAAAAUCUUCUAGUGAAAAGGAGCUACAAGAUUGCAGUUCCAGCAAUAAUUCAUCUUCGAGAGUUGAUACCACUUUGACCAAAAGUACUAAGCUUACUCUCUUCUCGGGAUUUGUGAGCUAUAAAAUGGUUUGCAACGCAUAUGAUGCUGGAAAGUCUCGAUUUGGGAACUUUCUGUCAUUUGGACAUUCCCCUGGAAAAACAGAUAGACUAUACAUGAAAGGUCCUGGUGGACGUGGGGAAGUUGAAGUUGCUGUUUCGGGUGUUGUAGAUCAAAGCCAGCAGGACUCAGGCCCCUUUUCACCUGUUAUAUCGAGUAGAAGAUUUGGGAUUGGCUCAAUUUUUCGUAAAGCAGCAACUGUUGCAUCAGUGGCAGCAAAACAUGCCUACGCAGCUGCUACAGCCACACACUUGAGUUCUGCCGAAGAAAUGCUACCUCUGAAAUGCUGCUUAAUGUCCAUUUCAUUGCCCUGGGAGUACAUUGCUCGUGACCUGUUGUUUAAGGGGACCCCUCAUGUGAACUUGUAAGGACCUUGUGUUUACCCGUUGCUGAAAAUUCUGAACAGCAAUGGAAGUUAUACGUGGCUGGCAAGUAUGUGUGUAUUUUUCAUGGAGUUAGCCCCUCCUUGUGUUGUGCAUAUCUGGUGACGGAUUGACUGUCACAGGACUUUUGUUCAAGUAUUUUUGUCGAUCAUUCCAUUUAAAGUCCACAAAUUCAACGUCAGAACAUAGUCCCCAAAAUCAGGCUUUGUGAUAUUGUAGACUUGAAACAAAUAAGAUGUUGAGGUGGCAUUUUGUUCAUUGGUGUUUUGUAUAAAAAUUCAACGAUUUUUGAAAAUUCGACUUUUGAGAACUUGGUGAUAUUUUUUAA